Messenger RNA from Drosophila ficusphila, 531 nucleotides. RefSeq lists its product as uncharacterized. Bases 1 to 516 code for a protein of 171 amino acids. The record is from RefSeq and is a predicted model, not a curated record. NCBI's taxonomy places the organism in Eukaryota, Metazoa, Arthropoda, Insecta, Diptera, Drosophilidae. The transcript is spliced from 3 exons.
AUGGACGUGAGCAGUGAGGAUGAGGAGCAUCCUACGCCCUCCCAGGAGGUGGCACAGGAGCCUCUCCUGGACGAUAACGCCGAAAACUGCCGUGGUGGCCAACAAGAAACUACCGGUCACUGCAGCAGCCAGCAGCCAGUGCAAAGUGGCCCACAGGUUGGCAAACCAGCCGUAGUGGCCCAAAAGCCACCAAAUGCUCCUGGACUACCUCCACAAGUCGGUCAGAAACGUGUUGCACCCGCUCCACCUGUGGAAACCGAGGCUGCCUCCAAGUCGGUGAAGAAGUGGCGGCGAGUGGCUCGCAAACGCGGAUUCCUCAUGGGCGGAUUCAAGAUCCCGUAUCUCAACGAUCAGCCGAAGAAGCUGCCGCAACCGGAGGCGGACUCGUAUGCUCUAACCUUCUUCGAGCAGAACUUUAACUACAGUACAAACCAGGACGCCACAGAGGAGGACUUCUUGGAUACGGCCAUAGUGCUCAACGAAGACUCGGAGGAUGAUCGAAAAAUAAUUAAAUAAAUAAUGAGAAAAAAA